AUGGCGCCGCACGCCGAGGAAGCCGCUGCGGGCUUUGCGUACGGGAACGGACAGGCAACCGGCAAUGGAGUUCGCCAUGGCACCGACAAGCAACCUCUUUUCAUGGUGAACUCCUCCAAUGUCAAGUACACGGACAGUGAGAUCUUGUCCAAGUACACUUAUCGCACCACCAGCGUGGCAACCGCCGACGAUGGAAGCUACACGGCCACCCCGCAGGAGACCGUGUACAACUUUCAUGUUGAUCGCAAGGUUCCCAAGGUCGGUAUGAUGCUCGUUGGUUGGGGUGGGAACAAUGGUACCACUGUCACUGCGGGAAUCAUCGCCAACCGCCGUGGCCUCGUGUGGGACACUCGUGAGGGCCCACGUGCUGCAAACUACUAUGGGUCCGUCAUCAUGGGCUCAACCAUGAAGCUGGGAACUGAUGCUAAGACAAACGCGGAUGUGAACAUCCCGUUCCAUGAUGUGCUGCCCAUGGUGCAUCCGAAUGACCUGGUCAUCGGUGGCUGGGACAUCAGCGGAAUGGACCUUGCUCAAGCCAUGGACCGUGCCGCUGUUCUGGAGCCUACGCUCAAGGCGAUGGUGAAGAAGGAGAUGGCUGAGAUGCGGCCCUUGCCGAGCAUCUACUACCCUGACUUCAUUGCCGCGAAUCAGGAGGAUAGGGCUGACAACGUCGUCCCUGGCACGAAGGCUUCCACGGCGCAUGUUGAGCAGAUUCGCAAGGACAUCCGUGACUUCAAGGCUCAGCAUGGCCUCGACAAGGUCGUUGUCCAGUGGACAGCCAACACGGAACGCUAUGCUGACAUUGUCCCGGGCGUGAAUGACACUGCCGACAAUCUGCUCAAGUCCAUUGAGCAGGGCCAUGAAGAGAUCGCACCGUCCACGGUCUUCGCCGUGGCGUGUAUCCUUGAGAAUGCCCCCUUCAUCAACGGCAGCCCGCAAAACACCUUUGUCCCUGGCGCCGUCGCCCUUGCCGAGCGCCACGGCGCCUUCAUCGGAGGUGAUGACUUCAAGUCGGGCCAGACCAAGAUGAAGUCCGCACUGGUCGACUUCCUGAUCAACGCGGGCAUCAAGCUGACGUCCAUCGCGAGCUACAACCACCUGGGCAACAACGAUGGCAAGAACCUCAGCUCGCACAAGCAGUUCCGCAGCAAGGAGAUCUCCAAGUCCAACGUCGUCGACGACAUGGUCGAGGCGAACACGGUGCUGUACAAGAAGGGUGAGCACCCUGACCACACCGUGGUGAUCAAGUACAUGCCCGCUGUCGGGGACAACAAGCGCGCCCUGGACGAGUACUAUGCCGAGAUCUUCAUGGGCGGCCACCAGACGAUUUCCAUCUUCAACGUCUGCGAGGACUCCCUGCUGGCCUCGCCCCUCAUCAUCGACCUCGUGCUCGUCACGGAGAUGAUGACGCGCAUCCAGUGGAAGACCGAGGGCGAUGACGGCUACAAGAGCUUCCACAGCGUCCUGAGCGUCCUCAGCUACAUGCUGAAGGCGCCGCUCACGCCGCCCGGCGCCCCCGUCGUCAACUCCCUGGCCAAGCAGCGCGCUGCCCUGACCAACAUCUUCCGCGCGUGCGUCGGCCUCGAGCCCGAGUCCGACAUGACCUUGGAGCACAAGCUGUACUGA
This is a messenger RNA of Diaporthe citri, 1626 nucleotides long. RefSeq lists its product as uncharacterized. Gene Ontology annotation, biological process: inositol biosynthetic process; phospholipid biosynthetic process. Gene Ontology annotation, molecular function: inositol-3-phosphate synthase activity. Gene Ontology annotation, cellular component: cytoplasm. The record is from RefSeq and is a predicted model, not a curated record. NCBI's taxonomy places the organism in Eukaryota, Fungi, Ascomycota, Sordariomycetes, Diaporthales, Diaporthaceae. The transcript is spliced from 2 exons. Bases 1 to 1626 code for a protein of 541 amino acids.